Messenger RNA from Acanthochromis polyacanthus (spiny chromis), 7008 nucleotides. Its product is annotated as vascular endothelial zinc finger 1-like. Gene Ontology annotation, biological process: regulation of transcription by RNA polymerase II. The transcript is spliced from 7 exons. Lineage: Eukaryota; Metazoa; Chordata; Actinopteri; Pomacentridae. Gene Ontology annotation, molecular function: RNA polymerase II cis-regulatory region sequence-specific DNA binding; DNA-binding transcription factor activity. The record is from RefSeq and is a predicted model, not a curated record. The coding region runs from base 162 to 1661 and encodes 499 amino acids.
AUGGAUCGAUAGAUCGUAUGCUUAACGAUUUAAAAUAAGUGUCUAAAAAUAAGUGGACUUGGUUCAGCCCUGGGGGUUACAGGAAGUUGUCGCUGCCAUGUUUAGCUGCUUUGUUGUAGAUUCCUUGUAGGCUUCCUGCAGAUUUUAGCAUAAGUGUUGCAAUGGAACCGAGCUGGAGUACGUUUUUAUUCCAACAGGCCAAUGAGGCCCUACAUCACCAGCACCAAGUAGGUGGAAACAGCCUCUUGCCUUUGCUCAAUUCUGGGUCAGAGCCACCUGAUCAGAAACCAGUGCUCCCUAUCCCCUUGGACCAGAAACCACCUGUCACUGCUGCAGAACUUCUCAAAGACAAUAUCACCAGUGGGAUUGGGGGAGGAACUAGUGGAGGGCCACCAGUUGUUGUGGUCAAAAAGGAGGCAAAAUCAAAAACACCAUUCAUCUGUGGCUACUGCAACAAGGCUUUCCGGGACAGCUACCACUUGCGACGGCAUGAGUCUUGUCACACUGGUAUUAAGAUGGUUUCACGACCUAAGAAGACACAAACAGCCCCUACAAUGGUGCCGCUUAUAUCUACUGUACCACGUGAAAAUAGUGGAAAUCCUUCAUACAUUACUACUGUAGCUGGUAUCCUGACUACAGCCACGACGUCAACAUCCACAGGCACUAGCAUCAUGACCCCAAUGCAACACCAACAGCAGCAGACCAUCCCUAAGAAGCCUCCCAAACAGGUGAAAAAGAAUCAUGGCUGUGACAUGUGCGGUAAGGCCUUCAGAGAUGUGUACCAUCUGAACCGCCACAAGCUGUCACACUCUGAUGAAAAGCCGUUUGAGUGUCCCAUCUGCCAACAGAGGUUCAAGAGGAAGGAUCGCAUGACAUACCAUGUCCGCUCCCAUGAUGGUGGAGUUCACAAGCCUUACAUCUGCUCUGUCUGUGGGAAGGGCUUCUCCAGACCUGAUCACCUAAGCUGUCAUGUCAAGCAUGUCCAUUCCUCCGAGAGGCCAUUUAAGUGCCAAGUUACGGCCUGUACCUCUGCUUUUGCUACCAAAGACCGUCUGCGCUCCCACAUGAUCAGGCAUGAAGGCAAAGUGACCUGCAACAUCUGUGGCAAAAUGCUAAGUGCUGCCUACAUUACAAGUCAUCUGAAGACACAUGGCCAGGCCAGCUUCAACAACCCGUGUAACAAUAAAGGCAUAAGUGACUGGCAGUGGAACCACUCAGGGCCACGAAAAGGUGAGUUGACGGUAGGAGAGAUUUUAAAUAACUCCUUCCAAGUCCUAAUUGACAACUCUCACAAAGAUACCAACAACGUGCACAACUCGGCCACUGCAACACCAGUAACCAACUCCGCAGCCAUCACCUCCACUGUGAACCGCAGUGGCAAUGCCAGCAAUCCUGUCACCAUCGCUGCUCAGAUGAACAUUGCCACCAGCACAGUCAACAUUACAUCACCAGUUAACCUGCAGCACCCUGUCACCAUCACUGGCCCUGUCAACCUGGCCUCUGUCAACAUCCCUACAACAGCACACAUGAAUAUUGCCCACCCAGUAGCUAUCACGACUCCCAUGCCUAUGAAUAUCACUGGGCCACUCAACAUUGCCAUGAGGCCGAUGGAGAGCAUGCCUUUUCUAUCACAGGUUCUGCCAUCCUCCCCUCCUUGGUAGAGCUUUUUAAGCUGAUGUAACAGCCAAUAAUGUUUUAACUGCCUAAUAACAGCUGGGGCCAUCAAAUCUUAGAAAAGGCCCUUGUAAGUGGGUUGAUACUGUGUCAUACUUGAAAAAGCGAACUACUUUCAUACAGCCAUGUAGAUAGUAACCAAUGAUGUUACUUGCAGGAGUCAUCAUUACAGCAUAAUUGGACAAUUAAAAUUUUUAUUUAUAGUAGAUCUAUGUUUUAAUACCCCAAAUCAUAAUAAGAAAUUAAUUGGUUUUCUUACCCUUACUCGUUGAUGAGCACUAGCAUUAAUGUAGCAUAUGAGAUAAAGUUUGCUACCUUUGGAGGGUUUGUGAGAAGAGUGGUCCACUGUAUGGAUGGGCAGUAUCAGUAUACUCUUCUAUCAUAGUAUUUUUUUUUUUUAACUUCACAUAUUGUAAUAUAGGAAAUAAAAAUAAAUUUAAUGGAGCACUGUUUUACUGAUUUAGAAUUUCAGUUUGGGCUAACCCAGUGAAUUAACUACCUGAAAAAUCUGCCUUUGCCUCUGACCAUUAGAUGGCAGCCCUCCCUGAGACUGGUUCUGCUGGAGGUUUCUUCCAGGGAAAGAGUAUUUAUCUUCCCACUGUCACCAAGUGCUGCUCAAAGAGAAUCAUUUGAUUUGUUGGGUUUCUCUCAACAAUAUAAUAUUGUAAGGCCUUGACCUUGCUAUGUGAACUACCCUGAGAUUACUUGAAUUUACCAUAUCUAAAUAAAAUGGAAUUUUAACAACCAAGGUACAUCAUCAUAUUGAGCAAAAAAUAUAUAUCUGUAAUUUCAAUAAUACCUACUAAUUUUCUACUGGUUUUUAAUUGAAAUUGGGAAAAAGAAAAAAAAGUAUUUCUGAUUGCGUUUCAGAGCACAGAUCCAGUGUCCACAAACUGUUUGACUAAGAAGAAAGUCAUGACUUUAAGUUACCUUUUUCAUCGCUAUUAACCACAUUUCUCAGUCAUUGUUUGCAGGUGAAAGUUGGCCAUUGGUGACAGGAAACUGCAUGUUUCUAAUGUCACAAUGAACUUUUAGGCUUAGAUAAACUGCAGUUUGUUGUUUUCACUUGACGGCUUAAAUUAGUGAUGUCAAAGGCUGCAGAACACCAGCCUUCUACCUGCUAACGUGACAUGACCCUAUAAUGUGGUGUAGGUGGAAAUUACAAUAAUGAUCAGUUUAAGCCAAAGAUUUUGUAUUGCGUUGGAUCGUGAAUGGCCUAUUUUGAAAGACAAGGGGCAUACGUUCAAACAGCAUUUAGACCGUCAAGGGACUGCAUUCGCAAUUGAUGACAACAUGCCCUGGUGUUUGCCUAGUUACACUCAAAUAUUUCUCAUUUUAUUGAAAAACAAAUGCUACUUUUUGCAUAAUUUUAAUAUCUGAUAGUGUGUAUAUUAAUGUUAAAUUGCCCAGUUAAUUGCUUGCAUUACUGGUGGUUCAUCCCAUGAACAGAUUACAUUAUACUUUCAAACAGAAGAGAAAUUUCUUCUACUUCGUUUCAUGUUAUUUAAAAUUAUUGGGCAGUUAUUACAUUUCCAGCUGCUGCAUGUUUUUUUGUGUGUGGUCAUCCCUUGCUUACCUCUUUUAUAGAGUUUAGGAAUUUAUUUUACUAUGACAAAUAACUGACAGUGAGCCAACUCAUUACAGGAAGGCAUACCAUUUCAAGGCCUUUUUUUCAAGGCCUUUGAUUUAUAUUUAUCCCCAAAAAACGCUGUUAGUCUGGUAAAAGUGACCAGUUGAAAAUAAUUUGUUCAACUGGGAAUCUGACUUGAAACAUGGAUGAUGUGUGAUACAUUGCUGUUUUUUUGCAUUGUCUAACAGCUCCUUAAACUUAUUUGUAUUGACAGUUGUUCUUAAAUGCUUCCCCUUAGGUAAAGUUUGUUUGUUUUUUUCCCCAUCAUUUUAGUGGACACUGAUCAGUAUUUAAUAGUUGACGUUUUUGAAAUAAAUGAAACAAAAAACAAAAGCAUAGCUUCGAUCUGGGGGGAGGAUGAGUAAUGCUGUGGAUUUUACUGAAGGUUCAGAGGUUGUUUAGAUCAAUAAACUAUCAACUUCCCCCAUUUCUGUAUUUUAAAGUUUCUGGAAACCAGUCACUCCUCACUGCUGGACACUCCACAAAUUUUUCUAUAACAUCAGUUUGGGAAUUUUUGUCUGUACUUACAUCAGGACUUGACAGUUGAAGGUUCAGCAAAGAGGAAAUCUGUUGUACUGAAAACAUGUCCCCUGGGUGUUGCCCUCAGAAUGGCAGUAUUAUUAAAGGCCAGUUGUCAACAUUUAGAUUACUGAGGAUUUUCUAACUGUAGAGGUCAAGAAAGCUAUCAGUCCCAAAAGUAACAUUUUGGUGUGUUCAGUCAGUAGAUGCUUUACUUUAGCACAUCUAGGAUUCCAUCACUGUCAGUCUAACUCAGGAAGGUUACUGAGAAUAGUCUUUUAAAGCGAUGUUCAACAUUUGACACACUGACCAUUUUUUGUAAAUAUUAAACACUAUUUUAUUGCCUUUAUCUGUGGGAGAGGACCCCUUCCACAGGGUAGCAAUGCAGGAAUUAUAUCACUACUGAUGUGACCGUCCAUCCCGAAGACGAGAGAAAUAAGCAGAGACUAAAACAUAAGACUGGUGUCUCUCGUUAUUGUCAACAAGCCCAAAAACAACAAUUAAUCCUCCUAAAAAAUGUUAUCUGUGUUGCUUCAGCUAGAUAUAGCUUAAUACUUUUAGGAGCCAGUAUACUGAAUUUGCUGACAUAAAUUUUAACUGAAAUAUAUGCUAUGGGUAGUUUAUUUAACUCAGAUUUUCAAACUAGUAAUGGAGUGAAAUCUUACAAUUUGCAUGCCAUCUUCUACACAUGGUGCUCCUCACCAGAGACUUCAUAUGAAUCGGCUCAACUCUUUUCAACUAAGCACUUUUCAGGUUAUUCGCAGUGGAGGAACAUACCACCCAAUGCAGCAGCAAGGAGACUCUUCAUGAGUUCUGUGGUACAGUGGUGCAAAUCAAACUGCAGCUUCACAGAUCAUACCUGUCAGCAGGACAACCUUGUUAUGACUUAAUAGUUUCUUCAGGGAAACUAUUAGUUACUAUAAAGAGAAGAGACAAACUCCAGCCUUUUUUCUUUUGAGCUAAAUUUUCUCUGUAGGUCUCACUUGCAUAGCAUGGGGUGUUGUUUGUUUUUAAUUGUUGGAUUUUUUAAAUUAUUAUUUUUUUUUCCUAGUAGUUUACCUUUAUUGUAAGAUUGAGGCUGUGACCACAAAAGAAACUUCAUUUUCCCACUCAAAGCCCAGGUGUAGUUGAAUGAGCAGGUCAUAAGAUGGGAGCAGCAUUGCUGAUGUUGCAAAGCAACACAGGCGUUGACAGUUCAUAGCCAUGUGUAGCCACUGUUUGGUUCAUCCCACAGUUCUCUCUUUAAGGCUAUUUGCAAAGAUUUUGCUACAUAAAAUACUGAGUUCAGUAAUUCCGUGAUAAUUGAUUUAACUCCAUCGUCCACUCACCAAGGACGGCAAAAAAAUUGCAGCAAAAGAAUAUCUUAUAACAGCUUUACUUAGUCACCGCUAUGGGAAUUACGAUGUGACUGAAGUGUAGAUUUUUUUUAAGUGUACACAAAAGCAGAAAAGAUUAACAGAGCACAUUAGGUUAAGAAUUCUACCAGAACAGGCCGACAACGUGAACCUGUCAAAACCGAGCCAGUGACAAGUUGUUUUGUGAUCUCAGCCUCAACAGUUCCUGCACCAGCCUUACAUACUGUCCUACAAUGUCUCACUGUGUGUGUCUCAAGAAGCAUAAGAGAAUCAGUUUGUAGAUAGAAAGCCUGUUCGUAGCUCAGACUGUUUUCCAGUGCAGGAACUCUGGAGCACUGUGGGAUAUGUACACUACAGAAGAAUGGUACUUACAGGGCAUUUCAACUAGCUGGAAGGAGAAAAUGAUUGUGGUUUAUUAUACAGUACACCACCCACAUGUUUUUUCAUCACAUUUUUUGUUUUGACCAUUAAUUUCAUUGUAUUAAUGCCACUAGUGUCCACAAAAAUAGUUGCUGUCACGGAAUGGAAUUAUUUGUUUGAAAUCAUUUUCCAUCUUUCUUUUCAAAUUUUUCCAAUGUUGCAUGUGGACGACUGCUUCUCCAGUGAAGGUUUAAGUUCAGUCACCACUAUUAGAAGGCUAGAGACUUUUUAUGAAACAAAACACUAAAAAAAAAUAGGAUGGCAGGAAGCAUGUGGUGUCAUUUGUCUGUGUCUAGUGGCUGUGAACAAGUGUGCCUGAAAAACUUUGCUAGACUUUUCUACACAUUGAUGCUUCCUCCACUAGAUUUGCUGUGUGAUGGAAUAGUUGUUUUUUUUUUUUUUUUUUAAAUUCAGGAAGCCUUCACCAGUUCAGACAGCCAAGUGCCCCACAUGUCUGGCAACCAAACAAUUUUAUUAUCUUUUUUUUUUUUUAAAGCUAAUGAUUGUGAAGUUAUCAUUCUCUACUUCAGGAGCAACCUAGGCACACAAAUUUACUCGAUCUUACUUUGAGCAAGCUCUGGCAUUUGACCACGUGGUUUCACUUUUUAAUUUGACCCUAACCUAAUGUGAAAACCAUUUGUUUGGCCAAAUAAUGAUUUAGAAGAUUUUUAUUUUCUGUGAAGCUUGUAUGAUAAAUUUGGCAGAUGUGAAGGCAAAUGAAUGUAUAUCUUUGUACAAAACCAUUUAGUUCAGAAGACAUGUUAGUUAUGACAGUCAAAUGCAAGAAAAAAACAUAGCCUUUUAUAAAUCUUUUUGUAUUAGAACAUUAACAGUGGUAAUUUUUGUAUAUACGAAGGUUAGGCUUUCUGAUUAGCAGAAAGGUAAAACAUUCCUACAUUUUUUUUAAAUGUAUGUCCAUUGAGAAUAAUUAUGUAAGCAUAUGCGCAAUGUUUUAUGUGCCUUUUAUUUGGGUUUGUCUAAAUAAAAGAAAACAGUAAAACAUGAUUGUGGACUGUCCAUGCUGAGUUCCACAGAGGAAAUUCAAUACUGUCCAUCUCAGCUGAAUCUCUGGACUGGCCCACCUGCUCGUGAGACACUCCCUUAGAUUGGGAGAAAUGUAUUCCUUUCUCGUUUUAGUUUUCCUUAGCGUUAGUUGAGGUAUCUGUGAGGCUGAGAUGGUUGCUGAAGUCCCCAGUCUGUUUGGAUGUUUCCUCAGUGUCUUCACUGGCUCACUGGCUCACAGUUGGCCUGCUCACAAUGUAAGUGCCUCUGUGACUUAGCUUAUCGGAGUGGAUUGUGGGGGAUUUUGUGCCAAAUCAUAGUCUGUAUGUGAGGACAAAACAUUUUUGUUUUGUUUUUUUGUUUUUAUUUUUAUUCUCAUUCUUUAACUAUUAAACUUGGAAAAUGUGA